Psammomys obesus (fat sand rat) is the source of this 3664-nucleotide messenger RNA. It is a transcript of the gene Cdh1, whose product is annotated as cadherin 1. Gene Ontology annotation, biological process: calcium-dependent cell-cell adhesion; cell-cell junction assembly; adherens junction organization. Gene Ontology annotation, cellular component: adherens junction; catenin complex; plasma membrane. The transcript is spliced from 16 exons. Gene Ontology annotation, molecular function: calcium ion binding; cadherin binding. Bases 108 to 2762 code for a protein of 884 amino acids. The record is from RefSeq and is a predicted model, not a curated record. NCBI's taxonomy places the organism in Eukaryota, Metazoa, Chordata, Mammalia, Rodentia, Muridae.
AGAGCCGCGGCUCGUUAGUGAGUUCUCGGCAAGUUCUGCCGAGCUCCGACCCGGCCUAACCCGGCCCUGCCCGACCGCACCCGAGCUCGGCGUUUGCUCGGCCAGCCAUGGGAGCCCCGAGCCGCAGCGUCCUGGCGCUCCUGCUCCUGCUGCAGGCCUCACCGCGGCUCUGCCAGGAGCCGGAGCCGUGCCGUCCCGGCUUCAGUGCCGAGAACUACACGUUUGUGGUGCCGGGGAGGCACCUGGAGAGGGACCGCGUCCUGGGCAAAGUGAUAUUCGAAGGAUGCACUGGUCGGCCGAGGACAGCCUACUUUUCUGAAGACUCCCGAUUCAAAGUAGCUACAGACGGUGUCGUCAUGGUCAAGCGGCCUCUAAUGCUUCAUAAACCGGGGACCAGUUUUCUUGUCCAUGCCUGGGACGCUACUCACAGGAUGCUUUCCACCAAGGUGACGCUGGUGUCCAUGGGGCACCACCAGCACCAGCACCAGCACCACCAUCACGACCCUUUCUCUGGACCCCAGCCAGAAAUGCUCGUGUUUCCCAAGUCUCACCAGGGUCCCAGAAGACAGAAACGAGACUGGGUCAUCCCUCCCAUCAGUUGCCCAGAGAAUGAAAAGGGCCCGUUCCCUAAAGAUCUGGUUCAGAUAAAAUCCAACAGGGACAAAGAAACGAAGGUUUUCUACAGCAUCACAGGCCAAGGAGCGGACAGACCCCCUGUGGGUGUGUUUAUCAUUGAGAGAGAAACAGGCUGGCUGAAAGUGACACAGCCUCUGGAUAGAGAAGAUAUUCCCAAGUACAUCCUCUAUUCUCAUGCUGUGUCAUCAAAUGGGCAAGCAGUGGAGGAUCCCAUGGAGAUUGUGAUCACAGUGACAGAUCAGAAUGACAACAGGCCGGAGUUCAUCCAGGAGGUCUUUGAGGGAUCUGUUGCCGAAGGUGCUGUUCCAGGAACCUCUGUGAUGCAGGUCUCAGCCACUGACGCGGAUGACGACGUGAACACCUACAAUGCUGCCAUCGCCUACACCAUCCUCAGCCAAGAUCCGGAGCUGCCUCACAAAAACAUGUUCACCGUCAACAGGGACACAGGGGUCAUCAGUGUGCUCACCUCUGGGCUGGACCGAGAGAGUUACCCUACGUAUACUCUGGUGGUUCAAGCUGCUGACCUUCAAGGUGAAGGCUUGAGCACAACAGCAAAAGCUGUGAUCACCGUCCUGGAUAUUAACGACAACGCUCCCAUCUUCAACCCAACCACGUAUGUGGGUCAAGUGCCCGAGAAUGAUGCCAAUGCCUAUAUCACCACACUCAAAGUGACUGACAACGAUGCCCCCCACACUCCAGCAUGGGACGCCGUGUACACCAUAGUCAAUGACCCUGAACAACAGUUUGUUAUCACCACAGACCCCACGACCAACGAUGGCAUUCUGAAAACAGCCAAGGGCUUGGACUUUGAAGCCAAGCAGCAGUACAUUCUACAUGUGACAGUGGUGAACGUGGACCCCUUUGAGGGAUCUCUUGCCCCUUCCACGGCCACGGUCACUGUGGAUGUGAUAGAUAUAAAUGAAGCCCCCAUCUUUGUGCCUCCUGAGAAGGUAGUGGAAGUGCCUGAGGACUUUGGUGUGGGUCUGGAAAUCACAUCUUAUACCGCCCGAGAGCCCGACACGUUCAUGGAGCAGAAGAUUACGUAUCGGAUUUGGAGGGACACUGCCAACUGGCUGGAGAUUAACCCAGAGACUGGUGUCAUUUCCACUCGGGCUGAGAUGGACAGAGAAGACACGGAGCAUGUGAAGAACAGCACGUACACAGCUCUCAUCAUUGCCACCGACGAUGGUUCACCGAUUGCCACCGGCACAGGGACUCUUGUCCUGAUCCUGUCUGACGUCAAUGACAACGCUCCCAUCCCAGAACCUCGAAGCAUGCAGUUCUGCCAGAGGAACCCACAGCCCCAUGUCAUCAACAUCAUCGACCCAGACCUUCCCCCCAACACGUCCCCUUUCACUGCUGAACUCACCCACGGGGCCAGUGUCAACUGGACCAUCGAGUACAACGACCCAGGACAAGAGUCUCUCAUUCUGAAGCCAAAAAAGCCCUUGGGGUUUGGCGAGUACAAGAUCAAUCUCAAGCUCAUGGAUAACCAGAACAAGGACCAGGUGACCACGCUGGACGUCCUCGUGUGCGACUGCGAAGGGGCCGUCCACAACUGCAUGAAGUCGGGAUACGUGGAGGCAGGGUUGCAAGUGCCCGCCAUCCUGGGGAUUCUCGGCGGGAUCCUGGCUCUGCUGAUUCUGGUCCUGCUGCUCCUACUGUUUCUACGGAGGAGAACCGUGGUCAAAGAGCCCCUGCUGCCCCCAGAUGAUGACACCCGGGACAACGUGUAUUACUACGACGAAGAAGGGGGUGGAGAAGAGGACCAGGACUUUGAUUUGAGCCAGCUGCACAGGGGCCUGGAUGCCCGACCUGAAGUAACUCGAAAUGAUGUGGCACCCACCCUCCUGAGCAUGCCCCAGUAUCGCCCUCGUCCUGCCAAUCCGGAUGAAAUCGGGAACUUCAUUGAUGAAAACCUGAAGGCAGCCGACAGUGACCCUACGGCGCCCCCUUACGACUCUCUGUUGGUGUUUGACUAUGAGGGGAGCGGUUCCGAAGCUGCUAGCCUUAGCUCCCUGAACUCCUCCGAGUCGGAUCAGGACCAGGACUACGACUAUCUGAACGAGUGGGGCAACCGCUUCAAGAAGCUGGCUGACAUGUACGGCGGUGGAGAGGACGACUAGGGCUGGAAAGUGGCCUCCAGGCGGAGCCCGAGGAGAUGCAGAAGAAUGUUGCCAGUGGCCUUUCAGCUCCUUCCCUGGGUCUGUAGAAGAGACACUCAUCUGAGAUGCAUGCGGUUUGCGGGCCCCCUCAACUUACCAGCCUUCUGGUGUUGGGAGGGGUUUCACUUAUUCUUGAUUUUUUUUUUAAUACACCCCCCUAUCCUCUACCCCUGCAGCCCUUUCAUGGAUAGCAAUGAAUCUGGGACUCUACAGUGAGCUGGAGCCCCAGUUCAAACUUUAUUACUUUAAAAUGACAGUUCGAGCAUCAGAACUGUCGGCCCGCAGUGGCCGUUUUCCUUCAUGUUUAAGAGGCAGGGGAGGGGAUUUGCCCUACUUCUGUUUUACUGUGUAGAGACAGUGGUUUGUUUUUUUGUUUUUGAGCUACGGAUCUAGGCAAGUGUCCUGCCCCAGACACACGGCCCCCAGUCCUUUGCCCGACACUAUUUUUUAGUUAUGUGCUUUCCCUCAAUUAUCAUGUUUGUGUUCUGUAUUCUAAUAGCCAUGUAUGCUCCUGCAUUCUGUUUUCCUGCCCAGGUGCUAUUUCAUGAUGCAGAAAUGACUGGGUGAGAGACAGGUAUCUUGGUGUGAGCACAAAACUGAACUGGAUAAUGUGCGCUUCAAGAACCUUUCUUGGUUUUCCUUCCUCACCUCCAGAGUACUCACUUGAAAUGGGCAUUCCUUGUUUGGAGUCGCUGUUUUGUGGGUGAAUGCCAUAGUGGGAUAUGUUGCUUUGGCUUUCUACGCAAUUCUGUGACCUGAACAUUCAGGAAGGUUUUCAGGCACCACUUUUUUUUUUCUUAUGUUUCUUUCAUACCAACACACACACACACACACACACACACACACACACACACACACACACA